This is a messenger RNA of Talaromyces atroroseus, 276 nucleotides long. RefSeq lists its product as hypothetical. Bases 1 to 276 code for a protein of 91 amino acids. Gene Ontology annotation, cellular component: proteasome regulatory particle, lid subcomplex; proteasome complex. The record is from RefSeq and is a predicted model, not a curated record. Gene Ontology annotation, biological process: proteasome assembly; mRNA export from nucleus; double-strand break repair via homologous recombination. Lineage: Eukaryota; Fungi; Ascomycota; Eurotiomycetes; Eurotiales; Trichocomaceae. The transcript is spliced from 3 exons.
AUGUCAGCUUCCACCACCAAGGCCGACGCCAACUCUUCACAGCAACCUACCCAGCAAAAACAGACCCCGCAAGUGCUAGAGGAAGAUGAUGAAUUCGAAGACUUUCCAGUAGAGGACUGGUCACAAGAAGAGACCGAGCAGGGCCAAGGUUCAACAGCGGCUAACGGUACCAACAACACACAUCUCUGGGAGGAGAGCUGGGAUGACGAUGACGAGAGUGAGGACUUUUCCAAACAACUAAGGGAGGAAAUGAAGAAAGUCGAGGGCGCUAAAUAA